Messenger RNA from Staurois parvus, 281 nucleotides. The record is from the annotation of a GenBank genome assembly. NCBI's taxonomy places the organism in Eukaryota, Metazoa, Chordata, Amphibia, Anura, Ranidae.
GCUGCUGUCCAGGUAUAUCACAAACGUCCUUAUUUAUUGUAUGAAUUAUACAUGAACAUGGCAUUAACAAAACCCAACUAUGACCAUGACUGCAAGCAGGGGCGGACUGACAACUCAUGGGGCCCCCGGGCAAUAGGGGAUCAUGGGGCCCCUGUGUCCUUGCCCAAACUCAAAAAAGUCUGAAAAAGGUACCAGGGACAUCUCAUGGGGCCCCCUACUGACCCCGGGCCCUCGGGCAGUGUCUGAGAUUUCAAAUGGUCAGUCCGCCCCUGACUGCAAGU